Molecule: messenger RNA, 1513 nt
Organism: Cornus florida
Lineage: Eukaryota; Viridiplantae; Streptophyta; Magnoliopsida; Cornales; Cornaceae
Product: protein FLC EXPRESSOR
Exons: 4
Coding region: 166-1077 (303 amino acids)
Source: RefSeq, a predicted model, not a curated record
UAACGUAUCAGAGUAAGUUUGCAUUCACAAACAGGAGCCAACCAAGCAAAAUUGGAUCAAAAUUCUGAAUAGUGUAGCGAUAUUAGUGAAAGCAUAAGCUUGGGAUAGCUUUGCUUGCCCGCAGAGAGCAAGUAGUGUGUGUCUGUGUGUGUGAGAGAGAAAGAGAUGGCCGGAAGAAACCAUCUCCCACCAAAUGCCCUAAAACUCCGAGAAAUGUCCUUCUCAAGGGCAUCCCACCACGGCCACCCUGUCCUAAUCGAAGACCCUCGCGCCAUCCAUCGCCUCCAAAUCCAUCCCCACGAGUCGCGGCCCCACCCUGCCCUCGUCGAAGAGCGCAUCGCCGUGCAGCACCGUGACAUCCAAACCCUCCUCGUCGACAAUCAACGCCUCGCCGCCACCCACGUGGCUCUCAAGCAGGAGCUCGCCGUCGCUCAGCAGGAACUCCUCCACCUAUCGGCCGCUACCGCGGAGGUCAAGGGUGACAGAGACGCUCAGGUGCGGGAGGUCUACGAACGAUCGCUGAAGAUGGAGGCUGAGGUCCGUUCGAUCGAUGCACUCACUCCGGAGCUGGCUCAGGUCAGGGCGGAUGUACAGAAGUUGACUGCGUCGCGGCAAGAGCUUGCCGCGAAGUUUCAAGCGAUUGACGGUGAUCUCGUUAGGGUUCGCUCGGACUUGCAGCAAUUGCCGGCGAUCAAAUCAGAGAUAGAGGCAAUGCACCAGGAACUCCAAAGAGGAAGGGCUGCUGUUGAGUAUGAAAAACAGACACAUGCUAGUAACCUUGAACAAGGUCAGGCAAUGGAGAAAAGUAUGAUUUCCAUGGCUCGUGAAAUUGAGAAACUAAGGGCUGAGCUUGCUAAUGCAGAAAAGAGAGCAAGGGCAGCUGCUGCGGCAGCUGCAGCAGCAACUCCAAGUCCUGGAUAUGCUGCAGGGUAUGGGAAUCCUGAGAUGGUGUACGGUGGAAGUUCUUAUCCUGAUCCUUAUACCAUGCAUCAGGUGCAGGGUGGUGUUGAUGCAGGUUCGCAAUAUGGUUCUGGAACGAUGGUUUAUGACAUGCAACGAAACCAUUUGCACAGAUAGGCUCUACUUGAAUGAAUUCAAGCUCAUAUUUUCUUUUGAUAGCUGGAGUGCUGAAGCAGCCAACCUCUAAAUUAAGUUAUAAGGAUAAUACCCCAAGGCAAGAAAUCUUUUUUCUUUUUUUUGCAUUGCCUGGUUUUCCACCAUCCUCACUGGCCAGUAGAUAAACUAUGAGGUUAGUGCAUGAGUGAAAACCGAGCUGGUACCAUGGCUUUGCCUAUGCUUCUAAAUCUGUUCGCCAUUUAGUGUAUUUGCAUUAACCCCCCUUUUCAAUACAUUUUUGCUCUGACAAAGUUGUUGUUUGUCCUACAUGAGUCCUCAUUUCUUUGAUUUUGUUUUCAAUUGUCGCUGAAUUUUCUGUGUGUUUGGUCACCUCAAGUUUGUUAUACAAAGUUAUUUAUGGAAUUGCAAAUAAUGUGGAACCUGUGGUGUUUCGCAA